Messenger RNA from Bombina bombina (fire-bellied toad), 499 nucleotides. RefSeq names its product cytochrome c oxidase subunit 7A2, mitochondrial. Bases 102 to 353 code for a protein of 83 amino acids. Lineage: Eukaryota; Metazoa; Chordata; Amphibia; Anura; Bombinatoridae. The transcript is spliced from 4 exons. Gene Ontology annotation, biological process: regulation of oxidative phosphorylation; mitochondrial electron transport, cytochrome c to oxygen; mitochondrial respirasome assembly. The record is from RefSeq and is a predicted model, not a curated record.
CGUAUUACCCGCCUGACCUCUUCCUUUUCCGCCUGCAGUGUCCUUGUCCUUUCUCGUAAGUCUCAGGGUUGUACGUGAGGUGCGGAAUAUCAGUGAUAACCAUGUUGCGGAAUUUACUGGCCCUUCGUCAUGUUUCUCAGCGGACCAUAAGCAGCACUUCCCAGAGGUCUCUACAGAAUAAAGUUGCAGAUAAGCAGAAGCUGUUUCAGGAGGAUAAUGGCGUUCCAGUUUAUUUAAAAGGUGGAGUUGGAGAUGCAUUGCUUUACAGAUUGACCAUGGCAUUAACUGUUCUUGGAACAGGAUAUGCCGUGUAUCAGCUCUUCGAUGCUGCAAUGCCCAAGAAGAAAAAAUGAUUCCUCCUCCUAAUCAGAUUUUGUGUCCAGUCUAACGAAUCAGGGAUUGGUUUUGUCCUUGUCCUGUAAAGCUGGGAUCAUUUUAGGGAACAAUAUUUAUUAAAAUGUGUUGUAUAAACUGCAACUAAUAAAGCAGUUUUACAUUA